CGCCCCCCUUUCCCCGCCCCCGCCCCCCUCCCCUGGAGGAGUCUGAACUCCCGGUGGGGGGGUCCUCUGUGUGUGUGGCCGCAGGGUCCCCAGAGUGGGUCCUGGGUGGGGCAGCAGCCUUGCUGAGGUCGGCGUGGAGGUGCCGCUUUGGAGGUCCUCCUUCCCGGGUCUUGGGGGCAGUGGUGGCAUCAGGGGCAGGCAGAGCGCUCGCUUCACAGUCACGGGUGAUAUUAAAUUUUACGUCUAGACGGGGCAGUACACAGAGCCCAGGGCCCCGGGGUGCCGCGGAAGGAGGUGGCAGGGUGAGGGGCUGGAAGUGAGUGCAAGUGAGUCUGUGGCGCCUGUCAGAGGGUGUGGGCGUGUGGGCCCAGGUGUGGGGCCCUGGGCUGCUCUGGGACUCGGACCAGCACUGUCACGACAGCCUGUGCCAAGGCUCCGAGAGGUGCAGGGGGCUGCCCCGUCCAGAGAAGGUCGGAAGGGGGGGGGGGGGGCGACCGCCGAGGGCGGGCUUCUUGAGAAGGCCCCAAAGGUGCAGGGGAGGGAGUGGCAGGGUCCUUCCCGGGAGCAGGGCCGUGCACCUGGCGGGAGACGCGGCCAGGACGCGAACCUUGGGAGGCAAAGGGAGCCCUGGCGGGAGCGGGUCUGGGAAUGGUCCACACGGCCAGGGGAGGGUGGACAGGUUCCGAGCUCGCCGGCCGGCAGCGGUGGCGCCCGCAGAGCGGCUGGACAGGCCCCGUCGCGCCAUGCCCGCGGGCUGAGCGCCGCCGCCGCAGGGCCUCGUCCCGCCUCGUGUGGGGGCCAGGCGCGCCCAGGCCGGGGCCCCGGCGGCCGACCAUGGUGCUGCCGCCCCCGGACCGGCGCCACGUGUGCCUGACCACGCUGGUGAUCAUGGGCAGCAUGGCGGUCAUGGACGCGUACCUGGUGGAGCAGAACCAGGGCCCGCGCAAGAUCGGGGUGUGCAUCAUCGUGCUGGUGGGCGACGUGUGCUUCCUGCUGGUGCUGCGCUACGUGGCCGUGUGGGUGGGCGCCGAGGUGCGCACGGCCAAGCGCGGCUACGCCAUGAUCCUCUGGUUCCUCUACAUCUUCGUGCUGGAGAUCAAGCUCUACUUCAUCUUCCAGAACUACAAGGCGGCGCGGCGGGGCGCGGCCGACCCGGUGGCGCGCAAGGCUCUGACGCUGCUGCUGUCGGUGUGCGUGCCCGGCCUCUUCCUGCUGCUCGUUGCGCUCGACCGCAUGGAGUACGUGCGCACGUUCCGCAAGCGCGAGGACCUGCGCGGCCGCCUCUUCUGGGUGGCGCUGGACCUGCUGGACCUGCUGGACAUGCAGGCCAACCUGUGGGAGCCGCCGCGCACCGGGCUGCCGCUGUGGGCCGAGGGCCUCACCUUCUUCUACUGCUACAUGCUGCUGCUCGUGCUGCCGUGCGUGGCGCUCAGCGAGGUCAGCAUGCAGGGCGAGCACAUCGCGCCGCAGAAGAUGAUGCUCUACCCCGUGCUCAGCCUCGCCACCGUCAACGUGGUGGCCGUGCUGGCGCGGGCCGCCAACAUGGCGCUCUUCCGCGACAGCCGCGUCUCUGCCAUCUUCGUGGGCAAGAACGUGGUGGCGCUGGCCACCAAGGCCUGCACGUUCCUGGAGUACCGCCGCCAGGUGCGCGAUUUCCCGCCGCCCGCGCUUGCGCUGGAGCUGCAGCCGCCGCCUCCGCAGCGCAACUCGGCGCCGCCGCCGCAGCCGCCGCCGCUGCACGGCCCGCCCGUCCGCCCCCACGGGCCCUCGCCCACGCGCGACGCCCUGGGCACGUGAUGGGGCCCGUGCGGCCGGCCCGCGAUGGGGUGGGGGCGCGCGCCCCACGGGGCCCGGGGGCCGCGGCCGCUUCUUCAUCUCAGGAAUCCCCCGGGCCUCGGACUCGCAGCCCGGCUCCCCCAGCGCGUGGGCCCUGUGUGCUUGGCCCGGGGGUGGGGGAAGAGAGGACAGAGCGGGCGGAGGUCCGGUCCCUUGGGGUCCCGUGGGUGGGGGCCUCUGGCUCAGAGUUUGGGGCCAGGGAGGCCUCUGUCAUUUUAAAGACUCGUGUUUACAGUUUUGUA
Messenger RNA from Lutra lutra (Eurasian river otter), 2078 nucleotides. RefSeq names its product transmembrane protein 121 (gene TMEM121). The record is from RefSeq and is a predicted model, not a curated record. Lineage: Eukaryota; Metazoa; Chordata; Mammalia; Carnivora; Mustelidae. The coding region runs from base 649 to 1797 and encodes 382 amino acids. The transcript has 2 exons.